CUCUGCAAGUGGAACAGCGUGUGUAGCAGACCUUGGCAUUAUUCAAGGGAUCCUGGGCUAAGCAUCAUGACUUGGACAAAUGGUUUAGGUCUCUUCACCGGGUUUCUGAUGGGGUUUCUCCUCCUGUCCGUGUUCACCACGAAGGUGGUGCCUGAAGAGAACAUCGUUGCGACCAAGAAGGGCAAAGUCAGAGGGACCAGCCUGCAGGUGCUGGGGGGGACAGUCACAGCCUUCCUGGGAAUCCCUUAUGGGCAGCCCCCCAUUGGGAGGCUGAGAUUCCAAAAGCCAGAACCUCGGGAGAAAUGGGCAGAUGUUUGGGAUGCCACCAAACACGCAAACUCCUGCUACCAGCCCAUAGACACAACUUACCCGGGCUUUGCUGGCUCGGAGAUGUGGAACCCAAAAACCAACCUAAGUGAGGACUGUUUAUACCUGAAUGUGUGGAUUCCUUCUCCCAAGCCCAAGAAUGCCACUGUCAUGGUGUGGAUUUAUGGUGGUGGCUUCGAGUCCGGCUCCACUUCCCUGCCUGUCUACGAUGGGAAGUUUCUGGCCAGGGUGGAAAGAGUGGUGGUGGUUUCCAUGAACUACAGGACUGGUGCCCUGGGAUUUCUGUCCUUGCCAGGAAACGAGAAAGCUCCUGGAAAUGCAGGUUUAUUUGAUCAAAGGUUGGCACUUCAGUGGGUCCAGGAGAACAUAGCAGCCUUUGGAGGCAAUCCCAAAAGCGUGACUCUGUUUGGAGAGAGCGCUGGCUCGGCCUCUGUCACCUAUCACCUCCUUUCUCCUGAAAGCCAUCCUUUAUUCACCAGGGCCAUCCUGCAGAGUGGGUCUGCAAAUGCCCCCUGGGCUGCAAUUACAUCUUCUGAGGCCAGGAACAGAGCAGUGGCUUUGGCCAAACAGCUCCGGUGUCCCACCAGCAACGAGUCAGAGCUCAUUUUCUGCCUCCAAGACAAGGAUCCGAAGGAAAUAGUGGAAAAUGAAAUUUUUGCCGUUCCAGACGGUUCUUUUUUACAAAUACAAUUCUGCCCAAGCGUGGACGGUGAUUUCCUGGUGGACAUGCCAGAAGUAUUGAUGGAGAAGGGUCUUUUAAAAGACACCCAGAUCCUGGUGGGUGUUAAUAAGGAUGAAGGUUCCUUUUUUCUGGCAUACGGAGUGCCUGGCCUGGACAAGGACAGCGACGGCUUGAUCAAUAAAACCCAGUUUGAGGCAGCUUUAACUCUGGCCUUCCCAAGAGUGAGCAAACUGGCCAUAGAGUCCAUCAUCUUCCACUACACAGACUGGGAAAACCUGGGAAAGCCGGAGCACUACCGGGAUGCCAUCGAUGACGUCAUCGGGGACUACAUCAUCAUCUGUCCCGUGGUGGAGUUCAGCACCAGCUUCGCCCAGCUGGGCCACCACGUGUUCUUUUAUUUCUUUGAGCAUCGCUCCUCCAAGCUGCCCUGGCCAGAGUGGAUGGGGGUCCUGCAUGGCUACGAGAUCGAGUUUGUGUUCGGGCUGCCCCUGGAGAGGAGAGUCAACUACACCAAGGCUGAGGAGCUCCUGAGCCGCUCCAUGAUGAGAUACUGGGCGACUUUUGCCAAAACUGGAGCUCCAAAUGGGACCCUGACUGAUGGAAUAAAAUGGCCAGUCUUCACUAGUGCUGAGCAAAAAUAUUUGACACUGAACACCAAAACUUCUGAGGUACUGACAAAACCACGAGCUCAGCACUGUCGAUUCUGGAAACACUUUUUCCCCAAAGUGAUGGAAAUGACAGGAAAUAUUGAUGAAGCAGAACGAGAGUGGAAAGCAGGAUUCCAUCGCUGGAACAAUUACAUGUCAGACUGGAAAAAUCAAUUUAAUGAUUACACCAGCAAGAAGGAGCUGUGCAGUCUCUAAUUAAUAUGUUUACUCUUUCCAGUGUGUCCCUAGAACUGUUCAUAAGGCAAAUAUCCAGGUAGCUUCACAACCUGUUGAGCAUUAAAUAUAUUAUGCAGAUUAAAAGGAAAUAUGACAGAUACAACUCUGA
Molecule: messenger RNA, 2002 nt
Organism: Agelaius phoeniceus (red-winged blackbird)
Lineage: Eukaryota; Metazoa; Chordata; Aves; Passeriformes; Icteridae
Gene: BCHE
Product: butyrylcholinesterase
Biological process (GO): choline metabolic process; acetylcholine catabolic process
Cellular component (GO): plasma membrane
Molecular function (GO): acetylcholinesterase activity
Source: RefSeq, a predicted model, not a curated record